AUGUCAUUCUCCUUCAACCCGCUCGCUCCGGGCCUACACCCGAUGCAUCCACUACUGUCAGGUGGUGGCGGUUUUCUGACGGCGCAGCUGGGAGCACCCACGACCGCCGCAAAUGCAGCCCUGCUGGCCGGAUUAAAUAAUAAACCGCUCGAGUUCAAAGUGAAAUCGAUGCAAAAUGGAUCCGGAUCCGCUCCGAUGGAGCUCGAGACGGUGGCCGAACACGAAUCGAUCAAAGAAACCGGCAACUCGCUUGCUGCGAUGGAAAAAGCGCGAGAGGAGAGCAUCAACAAGAAGAUGCUGGAAGAGCUGCACAAGCACCAGAACCAGCUGCAGCAUGCGAAUAGCGGAGAGCUGGUGUUCAACCAGCUACUUCAGCCUCAGUCCCACCACGGGUUCAUGAUGAUGCCGGGUGUGAUGAACAUGGUGGACGGGUCGUCCCUUAUCAGCAUGCAGCCGUUUCCAAUGAUGGCUCCGACUGCGUCCGAGUUGUCGGGGGCUUUGAACGGGAGCGCUGUCCCAGCAGGAAACGUCCCAGGGCCAAGUGCUACGGUUGCUGGCGGCGCAACGAGUCUCGAAAAACCUGCGGCGGCAAAAGAAGUGAUCUACUGCAAAAGCUGCACACUGUUUCCGCCCAACCCGAACGCUCCUGCACCGAAGACAAUCGAUCGGCCACCUGGCUGCAGAACGGUGUUCGUAGGAGGACUGCCAUCGGGCAUGACCGAAGAGGUGAUGCGUGAAAUCUUUGAACGAUGCGGCGAAAUCACCACGCUCCGGUUGUCGAAGAAAAACUUUUGCCACAUACGCUACGUCUACGAGGCGUCGGUCGAUUCCGCGAUCUACCUGUCCGGGUAUCGGGUGAAGAUUGGCAGCAAUUUUAACUACGGUACGACCGAGCCGAAAGAACCACCAAUUUUUGGCGUGUUGCACGUGGAUUACGCACAAGCCCGCGACGAUCAGUACGAGUACGAGUGCAAGCAGCGGAAGCUGCAGCGUGAAAAGCGCCACCGGGAACGGCUGGAGGAGGAUCGGUUUCGGUCGCUCUCGCCCCAACCCGUGGUGCACUAUACGGAGCAUGAGGCCACAUCGGUAGCAGAACGGUUGAAAAAUGAUGAAACGUUCGCCAAAGCCGUCCAGACGCUGGUGACCUGGCUCGAGCGAGGCGAUUGCAGCAAGAAGAACUCGAACAACUUCUACUCAAUGAUUCAGAGCACAAACUCUCACGUUCGUCGGUUGCUGAAUGAAAAGAGCGUUUGCGACGAAGAACUUAAGCGGGCCCGUGAGCAAUACCGGAAGCAGACGAAGGGCAUGCUGGCACAGUUCAGUCAGAUUGAAAAAGUUUUCAAUGCGGCCAGUCACAAGAAGGUUUGGGAUCAUUUUACUAAAGCCCAAAGAAAAAACAUCGAUGCGUGGAAGAAGCAGUCACUGGACAUAAAGUGCGUUCAACUGGAUGAUUUUCCCGACGAGGAUGGAAUGGACAUGUCGGAUGAUGAUCAGUCGAUCUCAUCGCUCCCAUACAAAAAGUCCCGUUGGGAGCAGGAUCACAAGGAUCAUGCUGCUGAUUCCGAACGCGGUCUAGCGGAUGCAGCAACGGAAUCUUCCACUGUGCAAGAAGGCGAGCUGAAAAUGAAGAUUCUUCAUAUCGAGGUAUUGCAAGAGACAAUUCGAAACCUUCAAACACAGCUGCUAGAAAACAAAGCCAAGGAAACGAAACGCCAAGGCCGAAUCUGCGAGCUGGAGGACGAGCUGAAAGAUGCAAACGUAAAGCAGCUUCUGCUGAAAACGAAAAUAGCUACUACGAAGGCGGCCGCGUCCAGCGUCGCGAGCAUUUCCUCCUCCAGUAAGGGUGGUGAUUCGGAGAGCGAAGAAAGCCAAGUAAAUGCACCGGAAGCAAGUGCAACUCUCGCUUCCCAAACUGUGCCGACAGCGACGAAAGCAACGGCUACGAUCGAAACAAGCUUAGAUGUGCAUGCUACGAAUGCAGCGCCGGAUGUUCGACAAGCUAAAAUUCUUGCCUUUGCGUCAACCUUUCUUAUGAUUCACCCGCUCGGAGCGUCGCUCGAUCAGAUAUGGUCGUACGUCGGUAGGUACGUGAGCGAAAUGAAACCAAAGGAACUGGAAGAUACGUUCGUCCGUUAUCGACAACUGUUUGAUCGCGUCAGCGGUACGAAUGGUGAUAAGGAGGAAAACGAGGAAGCGAGUGGAAUCAAUUCUAGUCCGUGCUAUAGAUUCAUUGGUCAUGAAUCAAACGCGACAAGUCGCUGA
Anopheles nili is the source of this 2262-nucleotide messenger RNA. Its product is annotated as ecto-NOX disulfide-thiol exchanger 2. Gene Ontology annotation, cellular component: plasma membrane; external side of plasma membrane. Gene Ontology annotation, biological process: ultradian rhythm. The record is from RefSeq and is a predicted model, not a curated record. Gene Ontology annotation, molecular function: RNA binding; protein-disulfide reductase activity. Bases 1 to 2262 code for a protein of 753 amino acids. NCBI's taxonomy places the organism in Eukaryota, Metazoa, Arthropoda, Insecta, Diptera, Culicidae. The transcript is spliced from 5 exons.